Molecule: messenger RNA, 294 nt
Organism: Cinara cedri
Lineage: Eukaryota; Metazoa; Arthropoda; Insecta; Hemiptera; Aphididae
Source: the annotation of a GenBank genome assembly
AUGUCGUUGGAACUUGGCCGCGUGACGGCAGUGCUGGUGACGGCCGCGCGUCGGCGUCUGGCCACCGGAUGGCGCGCCCGUCGGUAUUCUUUAGGAGCCGGCCGACUGUUGACGGUCCGCACGGUCGAAUUGGGAUUUCGGCUCGGCAAAAAGCUUUCGUCCCGGAUUUCCGGACCCGGGGCCGAGCGGCCGGACGUCUUGGUCCACGUACCGAGACCCGGAGAUGGCCGACCGGUACGGAAACAAGCCGGUAGCCGACGGACGGGCGACAACAGUCGACCAGACUCCGGAUAG